GCUGCUUACCCUUGGCUUCCGGUGACGUGGUUGCUAACUUGUGUUGAUGUAUUUUUCUCGUUUUUCUGUAUAAGAAAGUGGGGAAAGUACGCCGUUGACGGAGUGAGCCAGACCCAAAACGAGUCGAAAAGCUUUCACAAUAAUCAUAAACCUUGUAUUUCAGGUGGAGAAAGUGUAGCAUUGCUUGUGGAAAUGAAUAUUGGCUCUAAAACUAAGAAACGGGUGGUUCUGCCCAGCCGACCCGAGCUCCCCACUGUGGGUCAACUUCUGGAGGACAUCCACAAAGCUCCUCCUGAUGACCCGGUUUUCAGCAUCCUGGAGAAAACCGAGCAGACUUCGUCCCGGCCGGCGGACAGCGAGGCGGAGCUGCGGUUCCAGCAGAGCCGCCGCUAUUUGGAUCUGAACGGCCGACUGGAGGAGGCGCUGGGUCGGCUGCAGAAACAGAGGGAGGAGCUGCAGACGGCCGGGGAACAGCUGGACAGGACGGUGGAGGAGGUCAAAGGUCAAGUCUGCUGACUCAGCACAUCUCAAAGAGACACCGCUUCUUCUUCUCUUUAACUGAACUCUGCUACUGGAAACCCAGACAGACAGUGAUGGCUGACCUUUGACCUCACCUGUAAUCCCGCUUCAUGGUCCCUGAAUGUUUCUGAUCAUGAAAAGUGUUGCGAUCUAAAGUCAGCAGUUUGACCGCGAAAAUAAAUGAGAAAAUGUGCAGAAAUAAAAAUCAGAGUGGAAAGUAAAGGUGAGAAAAAAAGAAAAUAUUAAUUAGU
Molecule: messenger RNA, 770 nt
Organism: Xiphophorus maculatus (southern platyfish)
Lineage: Eukaryota; Metazoa; Chordata; Actinopteri; Cyprinodontiformes; Poeciliidae
Gene: c9h19orf25
Product: chromosome 9 C19orf25 homolog
Exons: 3
Coding region: 193-516 (107 amino acids)
Source: RefSeq, a predicted model, not a curated record